Psilocybe cubensis is the source of this 2046-nucleotide messenger RNA. RefSeq lists its product as uncharacterized. The record is from RefSeq and is a predicted model, not a curated record. Gene Ontology annotation, molecular function: metalloendopeptidase activity. The coding region runs from base 1 to 2046 and encodes 681 amino acids. Gene Ontology annotation, cellular component: mitochondrial intermembrane space. The transcript has 16 exons. NCBI's taxonomy places the organism in Eukaryota, Fungi, Basidiomycota, Agaricomycetes, Agaricales, Agrocybaceae. Gene Ontology annotation, biological process: proteolysis; peptide metabolic process.
AUGUCCUUUACUGCUCCACAACCUCCUCCGACUUGGGAGCAUACUACGAAAGACAUUCAUGACCUCACCAAAGAUGCCAUUGACAAGUACAAGGCUACUAUGGAUCGUAUUGGCGCUCUUGAUCCAAAGGAGUGCAAUUUCACAUCUACAGCACUUGCAGAAGCGGACGAGGUAUUUGAUAAAGUAACCGAACCAUUAGCAUUCUACCAGAAUGUCUCCGCAUCGAAAGAACUUCGGGAUGCCUCCAAUGAGGCUGAAUCUACAAUCCGGGACUUCGGUGUCGAAACUUCUAUGCGCAUCGAUGUCUUCAACGCAAAGGUUGCUGCUGAAAAGAAUGUCAAGGAAUCUGGCCAGUGGGAUAAAUUAUCGCCUGAAGAACAACGUCUCGUCGAAAAGCUGGUUUUGGAUGGUACACGAGCAGGGCUAGCACUUCCAAAAGAGAAGAGAGACGAAUUGACCAAUCUCAAGAAGGAAUUGUCUCAAGUCUGCUUGGAGUUCCAUAAAAACUUCAAUGAAGAAAAUGGUACCAUUGCUUUUACUGAAGAGGAGCUCAAGGGCGUCCCUAAAGACGUGGUCUCUGGCUACAUUAGACGCACUGAAGGCGACGUCGAACUUUAUGACGUGACUUUCAAAACUCCGGACAUCUUCCCUAUCUUCAAAUUUGCUGAAAAUCCAGAAACCCGUAAAAAAGCUCAAGAAGGUCAUGAAGCACGUCUCGCUUCCAAUGUCCCCCUUCUUGACAAAGCCUUGAAUCUACGACGUCAAAUUGCCACGCUUCUUGGAUACAAGACCUGGGCAGAUUACAUCACAGAAGUAAAGAUGAUUAAAACCGGAAAGGGUGUGGAAGACUUCCUUAAUGACCUUGAAGAAAAGCUUCUACCUGUCGGUCUCAAGGAUAGAGAUACACUUCUUGCAAUGAAAAAGAAAGAACACGAAGCCAAGGGUCUUCCAUUUGACGGCAAAUUUUAUAUUUGGGAUUAUCGCUACUAUGAUCGCAAAUACAUUGAAGAAACGCUGGAUCUGGAUGACUCUCUAGUCAAAGAGUACUUCCCAGUCUCUGUGGUGGUUCCGGCCAUUUUGGAAAUCUAUCAGAACCUCCUAGGAGUGAGGUUCGAAGAACUCAAGGACGCGUCUAUCUGGCAUCCAGAGGUUCAAGCGUAUGCUGUCUGGGAGAAAGAUGCAAAGGAUGAAUCGGGAUUCCUUGGCUACUGCUAUCUUGAUCUCUUCCCGAGGCCUGGAAAAUAUUCACAUGCUGCUGUCUGGCCCAUUUUUUCUGGUUACGAGCUCCCCGAUGGAAAGCGAAGCUACCCACUUACGGCUAUGGUUGCCAAUUUGGCCAAGCCCACACCUGAUAAACCUGCACUCAUGCGCCACGACGAUGUUGUAACGUUCUUCCAUGAGAUGGGCCAUGUAUUCCACGGUCUCCUUAGCAGGACCAAGUAUGCUAGAUUCCACGGUACAAGUGUUGCGCGUGACUUCGUUGAGGCUCCUUCUCAGAUGUUGGAGAACUGGUGCUGGGAGCCUAAGGUCCUUCAGAAAAUGUCGAGUCAUUACCAGACAAAGGAACCGCUCUCAUCCGAACUCAUUGAAAAACUUGUCAAGAGCCGUUAUGUGAACGUCGGUCUUUUCUACCUUAGGCAAUUGUUCUUCGCAAAGUUUGAUUUGAAAGUCCACACUGACCAAACGGCGGAUGAUUAUACUCGCCUCUGGUGCAACUUGCGAGAGAAAAUUUCGCUUGUCAGUCACGACAAAGAACUUCCCGGUCAGGGCACGUUUGGCCACAUUACUGGUGGCUACGAUGCGGGCUAUUAUGGUUACACAUACUCCUUGGUGUUCGCAGCAGAUAUGUACUCCACCGUCUUUAAGGCUGACCCACUUGAUCCCACCCGCGGGAAACUCUACCGUGACAAGAUCCUUCGUCCUGGUGGAAGUCGCGAAGAGCUGGAUACUUUGACGGACUUCCUCGGACGACCACCAAACAGCGAGGCAUUCCUUGAAGAACUCUUUGGUACAGUUCCUGCGUCGAAGACAGCAGCCAACCUCUAG